Messenger RNA from Gracilinanus agilis (Agile Gracile Mouse Opossum), 395 nucleotides. Its product is annotated as sodium-dependent phosphate transport protein 2A-like. The record is from RefSeq and is a predicted model, not a curated record. The transcript is spliced from 3 exons. NCBI's taxonomy places the organism in Eukaryota, Metazoa, Chordata, Mammalia, Didelphimorphia, Didelphidae. Bases 58 to 339 code for a protein of 93 amino acids.
ACAAGGAUUUUCCCACAGCUUUCUGGAGUCAGAGCUCUGGAGUUAAGGCCAGCCAGGAUGAUGCCUUACAGAGAGAGACACAUGGGCCCUGGCCUAUCCCCACUGCCAACAGCCAGUCCUCGCUGUGUGAUCCGAGGAGCAGCCUUUGCCUAUACACCCAGUCCUCAGGUUCUACACCGGAUUCCUGGAGCCCCAGCCUAUGCCUUCCCCACCAUGGGGCCAGGGGGCCUUCCUGAGUGUGGCUGUCUAUGUGGAGACACCCUGGAACGCUAUGAGCCAGACCCACUGCCCCCCAAGUUGGCCCUGGAGGACACACAGAAGCCAGGUGCUGGGGUGUGAAGGGAAAGGGGGUAGGGAUUCUGAAAGCUGCCCCUCUGGGAAGAAAUGAAAGAGGG